UCAAAAAAGUUGUGGAUGACCGCAAGGUUGACGGGGCUACGACCUCUGUUCCGUCUCUUGCAAGUCGCCAAUGUUUCCACCGCUCCCCCGAUAGACCGUGUCCGCCAAACAAAUUUCGACCUACUCCGCGAGUCUCUGGAGUUGGAGGGUAAUCCCUCCCGUGUGUGGGCUAAUUACACGAAUCUCGUUUCCUUUCUAGGCUCAGAGCCACUACCUUUCCAUGUCCACCAACAAGUCCUCCGUAAAUGCACCCCUCCCAGCAGCACACUCAGAGCCUCCGCGACUCGCCGAAUAUUGGUCGGCAAUGUCCCCCAAAGUCCACACGUCUACGAAGGUCGUUUCAUUGCCGUGAUUCGGAAUAUGCGUGCUGCUGGAUAUGUCCCUACCCUUGAAGACUACAACUUCAUACUGGAGCAAUUCGCAGCUGUAGGCCACCAUUUCGGUGUUAUGCACGUCUACCGCGAACUGACAUCUCUGGGUGUGGUUCCGCGAUCAAGAACAUUCGGUCUCUGUCUUCAAGCCAUAGCCCAUCGUCUCACCCUACCCGUCAAUCCUGCGAAGAAGAGAGAGAGGACCGAGACAACACGUCGCAUGAUUUCCGACCUCAUCACCGCCAUGAAGACCCAUAACAUCCCAUUCACAUCCGCUAACCUUGACCUGUCGAUGAGGAUACUUCGAGAAAGUACCGACAUGGAUGGCUUUGAGCUUCUUAUGAAGUGGGCUUAUGGAAUCGACCUGGCAAAUCCAGACUGUACACCUGUCGAAUAUCUGGAAGGCAAGAAUCCGUCGCCUCCCCAGCCAUUUUCAACAGAUGCGUUGAAUAUGACACUCGAAACCUUGGGACGUCUGAGAGACAUAUCUCGUCUAGUUCAAGCGUUCGAAGUUCUCACAACCCCGUUACCCAAACGCCCAUCAUCCGCCAAUGACGAGGAGGAGGACGAUUUUGGCAUUCGCCACCAACCCUCUUUGCCAUUGCCCACUCCCUCUGCUUCGCCUAAUACAACUAGCUACAACAUCUUAAUCCGACAUCUUUCGCAAGCAGGCCAUGCUACACUUGCUCGUCACUAUCUCAUUCAGGCCAUCAAGUUAGAGCGAGAAACGUCACAUCUUCUUUGGAAGCAAUUAGGGAAUCGUCGUCGCCAGCUACAGCAUGUGCUUUCGCCGCACUUUUCCAUCAACCGAGGUACUUUCUUGUCGGUUUAUGGUGAAAGCAAUCGCGACAAAAAUGCCGGAUUAAUGCGAUGGCUUUUCUCAAAGAUGCCUUCAGUCAUUAAGAGGAAACAGGGGAAUCUAGAUGGUUUCCUCAAAUACCGUGCGCUUCGUCAACAGCGGGGACUUUGGCCAUAUGAUGGCUCUGAAGUUAAAGACACCACCACUCUGCGUAGAGCGCCAACAGAACCAGCCUCCCCUCUGGCGAUCGGCGAUAGAUGGAGAGCGCCAGACUACAUUGGCAAUGUUUUUGACAUCGACAUCAACAGCGAGACACCACUCCCGCUGCCUCCUGCUCCGAAAAAAUUAGACCUGGACCUUCACAUCAGCAUCUUGGAACGAGAUAUUCGCGAGCUCAGCCAAUUACGCGAUCACGUUGAGCAAAUGCUGACGCGGACGACCCACCGCAUAAAGCAGCGUCUAGGCCGUAGAGUUGCAGGUAAACAGGACAUAUAUCUUGCUACAGAAGUGCAAGAAAACCGCGACAGAGUUCGCAUUGACCCCAAACGAUGGUCAAAGAUCGCCAAUUUCCGCUCAGUGGAAGUAGCACCUGGUCAUGUUGUACGUACCAAGAAGGCCGCAGAGGAACCAUAG
Messenger RNA from Mycena indigotica, 1803 nucleotides. RefSeq lists its product as uncharacterized. The record is from RefSeq and is a predicted model, not a curated record. Bases 16 to 1803 code for a protein of 595 amino acids. NCBI's taxonomy places the organism in Eukaryota, Fungi, Basidiomycota, Agaricomycetes, Agaricales, Mycenaceae. The transcript has a single exon.